Messenger RNA from Pelobates cultripes (western spadefoot toad), 18248 nucleotides. The record is from the annotation of a GenBank genome assembly. NCBI's taxonomy places the organism in Eukaryota, Metazoa, Chordata, Amphibia, Anura, Pelobatidae.
GUUUAUUUUUGUAAAAAGUUUAUAAAGCGCAGGGCUUGGAGGUCCAGGAUGCUCAGUCAGUCCCUGUUGUGGCCCCUGUUCCAGACUGUGCUGUGGCCCCUGGUUCAGUCUCUCUCGCGGCCCCUGGUUCAGUCUCUGUAGUGGGCCGUUGUUCAGUCCCUGUAGUGGACAGUUGUUCAGUCCCUGCUGUGGCCCCUGGGUGAGACUCUGUUGUGGCCCCUUGUUGAGUCCCUGGUGUGGCCCCUUGUUGAGUCCCUGGUGUGGCCCCUUGUUGAGUCCCUGGUUCAGACUGUGCUGUGGCCCCGGAUCAGUCCCUGCUGUGGCCCCUGGUUCAGUCUCUGUCGUGGCCCCUGGUCCUGUCCCUGUAGUGGACCCUUGUUCAGUCCCUGCCGUGGCCCCUGGUUCCGUCCCUGUUGUGGCCCCUGGUUCCGUCCCUGUUGUGGCCCCUGGUCCCGUCCCUGUUGUGGCCCCUGGUCCCGUCCCUGUUGUGGCCCCUGGUCCCGUCCCUGUUGUGGCCCCUGGUCCCGUCCCUGUUGUGGCCCCUGGUCCCGUCCCUGUUGUGGCCCCUGGUUCCGUCCCUGUUGUGGCCCCUGGUUCCGUCCCUGUUGUGGCCCCUGGUUCGGUCUCUGUUGUGGCCCCUGGUUCGGUCUCUGUUGUGGCCCCUGGCUCGGUCCCUGUUGUGGCCCCCCUGGUUCGGUCCAUGUUGUGGCCCCCCUGGUUCGGUCCCUGCCCUGGUUCGGUCCCUGCUGUGGCUCCUGGCUCGGUCCCUUCUGUGGCCCCUGGCUCGGUCCCUAUUGUGGCCCCUGGCUCAGUCCCUGCUGUGGCCCCUGGCUCAGACUGUGCUGUGUCCCCUGGUUCAGUCUCUGUCGUGGCCCCUGGUCCUGUCCAUGUAAUGUACCCUUGCUCAGUCCCUGCUGUGGCCCCUGGUUGAGACUCUGUUGUGGCUCCUGGUUCCGUCCAUGUUGAGGCCCCUGGUUCCGUCCAUGUUGAGGCCCCUGGUUCCGUCCAUGUUGAGGCCCCUGGUUCGGUCUCUGUUGUGGCUCCUGGCUCGGUCCCUGGUUCAGUCCAUGGUGUGGCUCCUGGUUCGGUCCCUGCUGUGGCUCCUGGUUCGGUCCCUGCUGUGGCUCCUGGUUCGGUCCCUGCUGUGGCUCCUGGUUCGGCCCCUGCUGUGGCCCCUGGUUCGGUCCCUGCUGUGGCCCCUGGUUCGGUCCCUGCUGUGGCCCCUGGCUCGGUCUCUGCUGUGGCCCCUGGCUCGGUCUCUGCUGUGGCCCCUGGCUCGGUCUCUGCUGUGGCCCCUGGCUCGGUCUCUGCUGUGGCCCCUGGCUCGGUCUCUGCUGUGCCUCCUGGCUCGGUCUCUGCUGUGCCUCCUGGCUCGGUCUCUGCUGUGCCUCCUGGCUCGGUCUCUGCUGUGGCUCCUGGCUCGGUCUCUGCUGUGGCUCCUGGCUCGGUCCCUGUUGUGACUCCUGGCUCGGUCCCUGUUGUGGCCCCUGGUUCGGUCCCUGCUGUGGCCCCUGGUUCAGUCCCUGUAGUGGGCCGUUGUUCAGUCCCUGCUGUGGCCCCUGGUUGAGACUCUGUUGUGGCCCCUUGUUGAGUCCCUGGUGUGGCCCCUUGUUCAGUCCCUGUGGUCCCCGGUUCAGACUGUGCUGUGGCCCCCGGAUCAGUCUCUGUUGUGGCCCCUGGUUCAGUCCCUGUUGUGGCCCCUGGCUCGGUUCCUGUUGUGGCCCCUGGUUCAGUCCCUGUUGUGGCCCCUGGCUCGGUUCCUGUUGUGGCCCCUGGUUCAGUCCCUGCUGAGGCCCCUGGUUCAGUCCCUGUUGUGGCCCCCUGGUUCAGUCCCUGUUGUGGCCCCCUGGUUCAAACCCUGUUGUGGCCCCCUGGUUCAAACCCUGUUGUGGCCCCUGGUUCAGUCCCUGCUGAGGCCCCCUGGUUCAGUCCCUGCUGAGGCCCCCUGGUUCAGUCCCUGUUGUGGCCCCUGGCUCGGUUCCUGUUGUGGCUCCUGGUUCAGUCCCUGCUGAGGCCCCUGGUUCAGUCCCUGCUGAGGCCCCCUGGUUCAGUCCCUGUUGUGGCCCCCUGGUUCAGUCCCUGUUGUGGCCCCCAGCACAGCAGGGGUUAAUGUCUGGUCACGUGGUACACGCUCAGACAAUGGCAGCUCGAGCGCGGGAAGCCGGGGCGGGGUCAGAGGGUAAAAGGAAGCAGGUGGGCGUGGCCUGUCGAGGAAGGGGCGUGUCGCCGGUAGGCGGGUAUAAGAGGGGGUUCCCAGCGCGGGGGAUUACGAGCUGCUGCCAUCUUUCCUGUGCGAAUCCUGUCAGCGAGCUGAGCGCCAUGGCUGAGGAGACCGUGUCCGUGCCCACCGAGUCCUCCAAGUAAGGCGCUGCAUGGGGACGGGGCCCCGUGCCGUGUGGCCCCUGGGAGCUCCUGUGAGGGGGGCCUGGCAGCAACCUGCGCGAGCAGGACCCGCGAGCUCUGCUCUCCGAUUGGCUGGCCGGGAGACAGGACCCGCGAGCUCUGCUCUCCGAUUGGCUGGCCGGGAGACAGGACCCGCGAGCUCUGCUCUCCGAUUGGCUGGCCGGGAGACAGGACCCGCGAGCUCUGCUCUCCGAUUGGCUGGCCGGGAGACAGGACCCGCGAGCUCUGCUCUCCGAUUGGCUGGCCGGGAGACAGGACCCGCGAGCUCUGCUCUCCGAUUGGCUGGCCGGGAGACAGGACCCGCGAGCUCUGCUCUGAUUGGCUGCUUCAUGAGACAGCGCGUGGCGCUUUGUGUGCUCGGCCAAACGGUGACAGAGCGGGUUUGGCGCCAAAACGGCUUUACCUCAGACCGGACCCCGGGCGGGGGGGAGCGAGCUGGUCAUACCGGACCCCGGGGGGCGGCGUGUCUGUGAGACCGGUACCCAGCACUAGCCCUCCACAUCCCGGACACUUGCCCCCAGUUCGCCAUGUUCCCCCACACGGAGUAUCCAAUGUUAAUCUCCCCACCAGCCGCCCCCGGUAAGGGAUAUCCUGGCAGAGACCCCAAUCCCUCGCUGGGUUAUGUUGGUAAUGUGGCCUCAUACACCCGGCUGGCCGUGUUAGAGGCAUCCAUAACACACACACAUAGAGCCGCCCCACACUGGGCUUGGGGUGGGAGGGGGUCAGUCUAAACCCGACACAUUUUGCCUGUUGGGGGUAAUUUUCUCCCUCCCUGCCCACCUUGUGCCUGUGGGGGGGAUGAUGAUAAAGUCUUUGAAGUGACUUUACUAUUUGCUCUUCCAAAAGAAUGUAAAUACUUUGUACAAUAACUACCUCCGAUUCAGAGCCAGUUGAUGCUCGGUAUUGACAGUUUUUACUCUUCUUUUAGGCCUGAAGUUGUAGAUGCUCCAACAUCGUCUGACAAAGUUGCUGUGUAAGUUUAUAAUUUCAUAAAUUGUUAAAUCAGGGCUCGGCGACCCUAGGUGCAAUGGUGACUAAAUCUCGCGCUUGCAGGACCUCUCGUGGGUGGCUCCUCUCCUAUGGAAUAGCUUGCCUACUGCCAUCAGACUCUCCCCUAGCCUUCAAUUAUUUAAAAAGGGCCUUAAAACCCAUCUCUUCAGGAAAGCUUAUGGCCUCCCGGAGUAAUCUCUACCUUACAUACCUGUCUCCUGCUCUUUCCUAUGGGACAGUGCUUUGCUCUCUCCUCCAGCUCUGCUUCACUCCUACUUGAUAUUUCCUGUCCUAAUGUUUCUAAUACCCCACCUCCUAUAGUCUGUAAGCUCGUUUGAGCAGGGUCCUCUUCAACAUAUUGUUCCUGUAAGUUUUCUUGUAAUUGUCCUAUUUAUUGUUACAUUCCCCCCCCCCCCUCUCAAAAUAUUGUAAAGCGCUAUGGAAUCUGUUGGCGCUAUAUAGAUGAUGAUGAUGAUAAAUAUUGCACUUGUGAUUGGUCAGCCUGUUCCCUCCUCUUCCUGUCUCAAUUCCCAUGCAGCUCUCUGUGCACCUGGAGGAAGUGAAGGGCACUGUAAUUACUUCCGCCGGGUGCAGAUGUCGCACCAGGUAAUGGCACGCUAACCUGGCAGGACACCAGGUAAAGAUGGCUCUGCCCCAGGCCGCAUAGCUGACCAUGCUGCAGAGUCGCCUGCCUGCCCUUUCCCCUGCAUGACCCCAGCGUCAGAGCUCCAUGGCCCUAGAGGCACGGGGCAAAGUGAGUCUUAAACAGCGGCAGCCUGUCCCACUAACAUAUCACCUACUAAUGCCCAGUCCCCAGGGAAGCCAUCCUCCUGAGACCAUAAGGUAGGAAACAGGAGGGUGGAUAAAGAUGUUUUUUUAUUUUCUUUAUUUCGGUGUCUCUAUAUAUUUAUAGGUGUAUCAAUAAGUAAUGCUUUGAGUUUGUCUGACUGUCAGUGAAUGUGUUUAGGUCACCAUCCACCACUGAUCGCAUAGGAAUGCUUUUUUCACAAAUUUUUCCAGCACCAUGCCAGUCUCAAAUGAGCUGGCCCACCUCCAUAGCUGAGAUUAAUUAAAUCAAUUAAAAGCAUCACUAUGGGGAACAUUUACUGCCUCUAUGCCAAAGAGUGUGGUGAUGCUGAAUUUUCUCUCUCUCUGCACACCUUGUGCCUGUUUGGGGGUGACGAGAAGGCUUUGAAGUGACUUUACUAUUUGCUCUUUCAAAAGAAUGUAAAUACUUUGUACAAUAACUACCUCCGAUUCAGAGCCAGUUGAUGCUCGGUAUUGACACUUUACUCUUCUUUUAGGCCUGAAGCUGUAGACACUCCUUCAACAUCAUCUGACAAAGUUGCUGUGUAAGUUUAUAAUUUCAUAAAUUGUUAAAUCAGAGCUCGACAACCCUAGGUGCAAUGGUGACUAAAUAUUGCACUUGUGAUUGGUCAGCCUGUUCCCUCCUCUUCCUGUCUCCAUUCCCCUGCAGCUCUCUGUGCACCUGGAGGAAGUGAAGGGAACUGUAAUUACUUCUGCCAGGUGCAGAUGCUGACCAUGCUGCAGAGUUGCCUGCCUGCCCUUUCCCCUGCAUGACCUCAGCGUCAGGUGGGAAGUUGUUACAGCUCCCUUCCUCCUGGCGCACAGAGCUCCAUGGCCCUAGAGGCAGGGGGCAAAGUGAGUCUUUCACAGCGGCAGCCAGUCCCACUAACGUCACCUACUGAUGCCCAGUCCCCAGGGGGAAGCCAUCCUCCUGAGACCAUAAGCUAGGAAACAGGAGGGUGGAUAAAGAUGUUUGUUUUUCCUUAUUUCUGUGUCUCUAUAACGUAUAUAUUCGUGUAUAAGUCGAGUGCAGUUUUGUGACCAACAAUUGUGAAAUAUGCUGUGCCUUGUGGAUGAGUCGAGGGUAAAACUUGGGGCUAUGAAAUUCUGUGAUUUUUAUAAUUAGAUAUACACACACUCAUACAAACACACACUGCAUUAUAUACACACAGUGUAUAUAAUGCAGAGUGUUUGCGUAGUGUGUGAACUGGGUGGGGGGAGGGCAUUUUUAUUUUAAUAUUUUUUUUUUUUGUCCCCCCUCCCUGCUUGUUAACUGUUCAGGGAGGGGGGCUAUCUUAAUCCCUGGUGGUCCAGUGGCAUGGGAUGUGAAGUGGGGGGGGCGGCAGGAAGCAUUUACUUACUUUUCCUGCAGCUCCGGUCAGCUCCACUGUAAGUCUCGCGGUCUGGUUGCCACGCGGAUCGUUGCCAUGGCUCUGACGGCCGCGGCUCUCUAAGUUGCCAUAAUACCAACAGUGACUCGAGUAUAAGUCGAGUGGGGGUUUUUAAGAACAAAAAAUGUGCUGGAAAAACUAGACUUAUACUCAAGUAUAUACUGUAUAUUGUUUAUAGGUGUAUCAAUAAGUAAUGCUUUGAGUUUCUGACGGUGUCAGUGAAUUUGUUUAGGUCACCAUCCACCACUGAUCUCAUAGGAAUGCUGUUUUUACUAAUUUUUCCAGCGCCAUGCCAGUCUCAAAUGAGCUGGCCCACCUCCAUAGCUGAGAUUGCUUAAAUCAAUUAAAAGCAUCGCUAUGGGGAACAUUUAGUGCCUCUAUGCCAAAGAGUGUGGUGAUGCUGAAUGUAGGGUCUGCACAUUGUGCAGCACGGAAAUAGCGAUACUUUAGUGGCCAUCUGAGACAGCCACUACAGGUGUUACUAGACAGCAAUAUAAAAACUGCCUUUUUCUAUGAAAAGGCAAUGUUUACACUGACAUAUAUAGCGUGUCCCUGCAGACAUCAGCCAUUCCAUUAAGCUGUAGUGGUUCUGGUAACUAUAGUGUUCCAGAAUUUUAUUUCUGUCCUGGGGGAAGAAACUGGCUCCUAGAUUGAAAGCAAAUUUGUAAAGUUCUGUGAGUGUUAAAUGUUACAUGAUGCUAAUAUUGUAUAACCCUAGGGAGGAUGUGGAAUGUGAAGCCAAAAAGCUUAUGGGUGCGGGUCACAGAAACUUGGUGAUGAAGGAUAUAAAGUCAGCAGUUGCUGCUUUUCAGGAAGCCAGCAGCCUAUUGUAAGUAUCUGUCAGUCUCACUUUCUAGCACUUCAGUAGUGAGCUUUAUUGUUAAGUUGACAUAGAAACAUAGAAUGUGACGGCAGAUAAGAACCAUUCGGACUAUCUAGUCUGCCCAAUUUUCUAAAUACUUUCAUUAGUCCCUAGUCUUAUCUUAUAGUUAGGAUAGCCUUAUGCCUAUCCCACGCAUGCUUAAACUCUUUUACUGUGUUAACCUCUACCACUUCAGCUGGAAGGCUAUUCCAUGCAUCCACUACCCUCUCAGUAAAGUAAUACUUCCUGAUAUUAUUUUUAAACCUUUGUCCCUCUAAUUUAAGACUAUGUCCUCUUGUUGUGGUAGUUUUUCUUCUUUUAAAUAUAGUCUCCUCCUUUACUGUGUUGAUUCCCUUUAUAUAUUUAAAUGUUUCUAUCAUAUCCCCCCUGUCUCGUCUUUCCUCCAAGCUAUACAUGUUAAGAUCCUUUAACCUUUCCUGGUAAGUUUUAUCCCGCAAUCCAUGAACCAGUUUAGUAGCCCUUCUCUGAACCCUCUCUAAGGUAUCAAUAUCCUUCUGAAGAUAGUCUCCAGUACUGUGUACAAUACUCCAAGUGAGGUCUCACCAGUGUUCUGUAUAAUGGCAUGAGCACUUCCCUCUUUCUAGUGCUAAUACCUCUCCCUAUACAACCAAGCAUUCUGCUAGCAUUUCCUGCUGCUCUAUUACAUUGUCUGCCUACCUUUAAGUCAUCAGAAAUAAUCACCCCUAAAUCCCUUUCCUCAUAUGUUGAGGUUAGGACUCUAUCAAAUAUUCUGUACUCUGCCCUUGGGUUUUUACGUCCAAGAUGCAUUAUCUUGCACUUAUCCACAUUAAAUGUCAGUUGCCACAAUUCUGACCAUUUUUCUAGUUUACCUAAAUCAUUUGCCAUUUGGCUUAUCCCUCCUGGAACAUCAACCCUGUUACAUAUCUUAGUAUCAUCAGCAAAAAGACAUACCUUACCAUCAAGACCUUCUGCAAUAUCACUAAUAAAAAUAUUAAAGAGAAUGGGUCCAAGUACAGAUCCCUGAGGUACCCCACUGGUGACAAGUCCAAGCUUCGAAUAUAUUCCAUUAACUACAACCCUCUGUUGCCUGUUACUCAGCCACUGCCUUACCCAUUCAACAAUAUUUGAAUCCAAACUUAAAGAUUGCAGUUUAUUGAUAAGCCUUCUAUGUGCAACAGUGUCAAAAGCCUUACUGAAAUCUAGGUAAGCAAUGUCUACUGCACCACCCUGAUCUAUAAUUUUAGUUACCCAAUCAAAAAAAUCAAUAAGAUUUGUUUGGCAUGAUCUCCCUGAAGUAAACCCAUGUUGUCUCUGAUCUUGAAAUCCAUGUGUUUUUAGAUGUUCAUCAAUCCUAUCCUUUAACAUGGUUUCCAUCACUUUCCCCACUACUGAAGUAAGGCUUACUGGCCUAUAGUUGCCCGACUCCUCCCUAUUACCUUUCUUGUAAAUGGGCACAACAUUCGCUAACUUCCAAUCAUAAACAAUCUUUUUUUCAGAGCUAAGAAAUAUGGGGAUACAGCUGAUGAAUGUGCUGAUGCCUUCUUCUCAUAUGGAAUUAGUCUCCUUGAACUGGCCCGGUGAGAAUAAAUGCUGGUGUAAACUCCUAAUUUGUGGUUUUCCUCUGGCUGUUGGUAAACUAACAUUGUCUCUUCAUUAUUGGUACAUGAGUUGGUCUGUGGUAUGCCAGACUGGGGGGGUGUUGGGUCGUACCGAACAGCUAUUUAUUUUUCCUUCCAUACUCGUGUGCAUGUUUUCAGUAUAACAAAUGUGUUGCUGUGUAGCCUUUAUGGCUGUAAACUAAUGUGUUCAUGCAUGUCUGGAAUAAAGUGAAACUUUAGGCAGUUAACUAAUAAAACCUAAGCUCUAUAAUAUUCCUUCUAAUCUGUAAUAUAUUAAAGACAAUGUUGCAGUACUUGGUCUGCUAGUGCUGUAUAUGGCUGGAAAUUCUAAUAAACAUUCACCCACCAGGCACUCUCAGAAUGAGUGUGAAUCCUUGACUGCUAAACUCCACAGGCUUUACAUAACACAGUAGAACCCACUGUAGUCGCCUUGUUUCAUCCAAAUGCUGAACUUGGUCACACAUUGUCCCUUUGUGGGGCAUACCUGUAACGAUGUGGAAGCUACCAUUAAAACAUUGUCAUACCCAGAAACCACUCCUAAGCUUCAUCUUGAUGUUUAAAUAGACAGUGAAACACCAGUCUUGCAGACAUCAGUUUGGAUGCAUUCAUGCCUUAAAGGACCACUAUUGCCACCCAUACCACUUCCACUCCAUGAAGUGGUCUGGGUGCCAGGUCCCUCUAGUGUUAACCCUGCAGCUGUAAACAUAGAAGUUUCUCUGAAACUGUUUACACUGAGGGUUAAUACAGCCUCAAGUGGCUGCCUCCGUGACAGCUGCUUCUGCGAGUCUCACUGUGAAAAUCAGUGAAGACGCUGACGUCCAUAGGAAAACAUUGAGUAAUGCUUUCCUAUGGGUGGUUUGAAUUAACCCCUUCAGCUCUGAGGGUGGGGGGACUGAAUAACCCUAUAGUGGCAGAGAAAACUAGUUUGUUUUCCUGGCACUAUAGUGGUCCUUUAAUGCAAGAAAUCAAUCCAAAAUCUAAAGUGUACAUUGAGGUUUAGGUUGUGCAAAAUUCUUCCUCUGUACUAUUUUGCAAUUCACUUGCCCUAUUAUCACCUUCAGUUAUAAAUGUAUAACAAAUUGUAUCACUUUGUGCAUCGGGCUGACUGGAAACUAGUAUACUAAACAAAGCCAAACUAUGUAUUGCUACAUCAGUUUGAUGGACAUCCAAGACUUCAAAUGGAAUGAGGAGGAAAAGGGUCCUAAGUAACUAAACUUAACUCAAACGAAGCUGUUUUGGAGCGUAGAUCACGUCCCUGCAAUCUCACUGCUCAAUUCUCUGCCAUUAAGGAGUUAAACAUGUUUAUGCAGCUCUAGCCACACCUCAUGUCAUGUGUCCUUAAGGGGUUAAACAGAAUGUGUACUAUAACGGAAGUCUAAACAUUGGCUCUUUUUAUAGGAAGUGCAAGUGAUCAAUGCAUCAAAACUGCUUCAUUAAGCUGAGGUUGGUCUGGUGAAUUGGUGUUCCCUUAACUGAUACAAUAAGCAAAAGCCCUGUGUGCAACUCUGGUAAAGCAUCAUAUCUCUUUUGAGUUAUGGAAUUCAGACUAAUCUCAAUUUGUUUGAAACUAAAUGCACAACUCACAUAAAAUAUCCAGUAUUAACACACAAAUGAGCCUAGUUCCAAAACUCUGUGAAAAUGACUAUUUUAACAAAGUUACCUUUUAAGAUUACCCAGAGAAGGCCUAUAAUUGUGAUUUCAAUAUGUAGGCAUUAUAAACCUACUCAUUUGUUUAAUAAAAAAAAAUCCUUGGUCUAGUGAAUGUACCUAUCUUGGCUGAUACACCCCUACUAUAUUUAGUAUCCUAGAUACCCAGAUGUAAAGUGUAGUAAAAUCUCUUUAAUGGUUAACCACUAGUGACAUGAAGUGGUCACGGUGGUAGGAAAAAUCUGCACUUAUGUCAUGGCUUGGUUACGCCCCAAGUACACGUGACAUCUUUGUGCAUAACAUAAACAUUUUCUCUAGCAGUGCAUGCAAGAAGUAGCAUAGAUGCCCCUCCCUUGAUGAUAUGCACCUUCCUGUCUCCCUGUAAGUUAUUAUUUUUAUAUAUUUAUUCAACGUUGUCUCAAACACAAGUAUGCUUUGUCAGCAAGAAUACAAUCACAGCCUGUAACCAGACCAUGCAAUGCACUUAGAUGAUGGGUGGAAGGCAGUGCUGGAUUCUCACCCCAUCUUUUAGGUUAAACUCCUUGUCCCUUUAAACCUCAUAAAUGGCUGACAGGGUGGGGUUUUGUUAUCCUGAAUUGCCCUCCCAUCUUCCAGGCAUAUACAGAUUUUUUUUUUUUUGAUUCCCUCUGUAUGUGCCCUUCAUCCUCUUUAGACUGUAAAGUCAUCUUGACAGGGCUAUCUUCACCUACUGCUCCUGUAUGGCUAAUAUGGUUUUGUCAGGUACAUGAAAACAUAUCAUGCUUCAGGAUCUCACUAUAUAAAUGUGAUUUGUAAGGUAAGAGGGUGCUCAUGAUCUGCAGAUACAAAACUACUUGAAGUGGCCAUGGAAAUUGAAACUGAUACUCUUGUAAUUUAUUUCAGAACACAUUUUUGUAUCCAUGGUAAUGUUAUGAUGGUCUAAGAAAGAUGUAUUUAAAGGGUCAAAGAGCAUAUCAAAACAGAUGAUGUGACAAACCCCCUUCCCUGCUCCCCUUGUGAAAAGUUUCACCUCAAAUGUUUUAAUGGAGAGCAGAAAUCCUUUAACCUGAGCUCUUCAGUUCUUUUUUAAAGCACCCUUUCCCCCUUUAAUUCUCUUAUUGGUGUUAAAGGAUCAUCAUUGAGUUACGAUUCAAAUUUUGGGUUUUAAAAACAAGCCUGGCAAGAUGUAUGCAUGGGGACUAAAAAUAUCUAAAGUUUUAUAAGACACUUAUCUUCACACUAUAUAUAAAUUUCAAUAAAAAGCUCAAUUGUUGAACAUGGAGCAUAAGCAGAAUGCACUGAGGCAUAACUUAUGGCAGUUAUAUAGUAUACAAUUAAUGUUAUUGUGGCAUUCAUUUUAUUUAGGAUGGAGAAUGGUGUGUUGGGUAAUGCCUUGGAAGGAAUACCAGAGGAGGAGGAGGAAGAAGAUGAGAAAGAGGAUCCAAAUAUUCCAAGUGCAGAGAACAUAGAUGGUAGGUCAGUCAUAAUCAUCCUGUUCAAAGCACCCUUAAAUCUUAAGGGGCACAUCUAGAGAACUAAAAUUUGGAAUUCUCCUGGACUCCUGAUAACAAACAUCUUGCUGCUCUUAACAGCUGGGAGCAUGGCUUUAAAGAACCAAUCAGAUGUCUGUCACAUGUAAAGUGACCUGUGAGGCAAGAUAUUACAAACCUUCAAUGCAAAUCUUGCUGAAAGGUGGCUCUACACUUCAUCAAUCUGACAGUAUUUAUGCUAACUAACAUGCUUGACUCUACACAGGUGUGCAUGUAACGAAAUCUAACAUCAGAUUAGGCUGUUUUAAUCUACAUAGUGAUUGUAGCAUAAGGUAUAUAGAAACAUAGAAUGUGACGGCAGAUCAGACCAAUUGGGCCAUCUAGUCUGUCAAACUUUCUAAAGACUUUGAUUAGUCCGUGGCCUUAUCUUAUAGCUAUGAUAGCCUUAUGCCUAUCCCAUGCAUGCUUAAAUGCCUUCACUGUUAACCUCUACCACUUCAGCUGGAAGGCUAUUCUGUGCACCCACUACCCUCUCAGUAAAGUAAUACGUCCUGAUAUUAUUUUUAAACCUUUGUCCCUCUUAUGGGGUUUUUUUUUUUUUUAAAUAUAUGGUCUCAUCCUUUACUUUGAUUCCUUUUAUGUAUUGUUUCUAUCCUAUCCCCCUAUCUUUCCUCCAAGCCAUACAUGUGAAGAUCCUUUAACCUUUCAUUGUAAGUUUUAUCAUGCAAUCCAUGAACCAGUUUAGUAGCCCUUCUUUGAACCUUCUCUAAGGUCUUCAAUAUCCUUCUGAAGAUACGGUCUCCAGUACUGAGUAAAAUACUCCACGUGAGGUCUCACCAGUAUUCUGUACAAUGGCAUGAGCACUUCCCUCUUUCUACUGCUAAUACUUCUCCCUAUACAACCAAGCAUUCUGUUAGCAUUUCCUGCUGCUCUAUUACAUUGUCUGUCUAAAUUUGUCAUCAGAAAUAAUUACCCCUAAAUCCCUUUCCUCAGACACUAAGGUAAAAAUAUUCUGUAGUCUGCCCUUGGGUUUUAACAUCCACAAUGCAUUAUCUUGCACUUAUCAACAUUAAAUGUUUACGGACCAUAUAGCAGUCUGUUGGCCUUUUUAACUGUAACAUUCCAUGACUCAAAUAUAUGCUAUGUUCUCAGUGUGAUUGAGAUUAUAUGGUCUUAACUUGAAAACGGAGUUUCUGCAGAGUAAUCUGAUCCUUUAAAGCAACACUACAGUCAUUGCAAACACAAUUACUACUGCAGCACUCUGACUAUUGUCAUGUUUCCUUGCACCUUCUCAUGGUAAGAUGUCAAGCCCUCUAGCAUGAUUUGACAACUUGCAUUGGUCCUUGGAAGACCUCCAGCAGUAACUUGCAGAAAAAGGCUAAUGUUUAGAGCAAAGCAGUCCUGCUUUGGCACUUUGCUCUAUAGUGGUAAGUUGUCAUGACAGCAGAAGCCAAAUGUUAAUGUCCUAAUCUUCAUCCAAAUUGUACUAAAGUGGUUUGACCUGUUACUGUAUGGCUGCAUCAGGACACUCUUGUCUCACUACACUGAUUUUUAGUAGUUAUGGUGCUUGUAGUUUCACAUAGCCUGUUACUUGGGGAAUCUAUGCACCAUGUGAUGGCUUUUGCAAACCUCUGAAGAGAAGGCAGAAGUCCAAGCAGUUAGAAAGGACAGAUGAAGUGUUAAAAUGGAGGAUGUGAUGGCUUGUUUUAACAUAGUGGUUCUAUUCAACAAAUUUUGUAGCUAACUAGACUUAAUGGUAUGGUUUGGAACCAACAUGAGCAUAUUUGUAAUUUAGUGCCCUAAAUGAACAACUUAUGACUAGACAUUUUAGAUGCAUCAAGAGUUGACCCUUAAAACUGGUCAACCUUUAGUGCAUUAAACUGUCUUCAGAUACUAAAGCCCUGCCCUUUCAGUCCCACAGAUAGUGGGCCAUAAUGCUGUAGUUCUGUCAAUAUAAGAUUGGAUAUGUUGCUUUGUCAGAUGUGGGUAAAAUAUGGAUGUAGUUACUGAUCAGUUAGUCUCCUGUCUGGAGGCUGCCAUGUGCUCUUGUCUGCAGACAGCUAGGCAGAGACGGUAAAGCAUGUCAAACUGAGUGUGUAGAAUUAAAACUGUAGUUCCCAUCACUAAAAUAGAAGAAUUUCUCUUCAUAUCCCACAAAUAUCUAGAGAAAGAAAGGGAGCAGUUGAGAGAGCAGGUAUAUGACGCUAUGGCAGAAGAAGAGAAGCCUGCAGAUAAACCAGAGAAGGAAGGGAAGGAAAAUUGUGAGAAAAUGACAAACUCAAAAGCGAAUGAGUGUGAUGGGAAAUCUGAAGAUAAAAUGGAGAAAUGUGAUGUGGAGGGUGAAAAGCAGGUGGAAUGCAAUGUGAAACCCACUGAAGAUGAUAAAACUGACUUGGAGACUAAAGAUGAGCCUGAAGGUGAUCACAUGGAAGAGGGUGAAAAGCCAGCUGCAGCAUCUUCCAAAAAUCCUGUGGAAGAGGAAAAUACUGAAGUGAAAAACACUGAGACAAAGAGCGAAUCCAAAAGUGAAGCCUCUAAAACUGAAUGCCGUGAUCAAGCAGUAGAGGAAAAGGAUGUUUCAAAGGAUGAAGGGAAAGAUUCAAAGGAUGAAGGGAAAGAUUCAAAGGAUGAAGGGAAAGAUUCAAAGGAUGAAGGGAAAGAUUCAAAGGAUGAAGGGAAAGAAGCUGUUGCUCCUGAAACAUCUGAAGAGAAGCCAAGUGUCCAAACAGAUGAAGUGUCUGAGAUGGAGGAAACUGCUUCAAAAGAUCAAUCUGGAGAUCAAGAGGAAGAAACAGAAGAACAAAUGGAAGGUGAAGGUAAUUAGUUCGGCGAGGCUACAUUUUGGUCUUCCAUCUGACUUAAUAAAUUUGAAGCACUGGGUAUUAAUGUCAACUAAGCCUUAAGCUGCAUUUUUGUGACUUGAUCUGAAGCUUAUCAACAAGUCAAUAUGGAGGAUAUUCAUGCACAUGGGUCUACACUGCUUAUUGGGCACUUGUGUGAUACUUCAUCCAGUCUGGUGUUGGUGGCACAAUCUUCAGAUGUGGACUGAACACUUGACAUUUACUCUUUAACUGAUUUUCUGAAUUUCAUUCAUAAAACUCUCUUCUCUUGCAGAUGGUGAAGACUCUGAAGAAAAUGAGGAAACCGAAGAGAAGGUAAGGAAAGAAGUUGCUAAUAGAGUAGACAUGUGAAGGAUUAUUGAUUACAAAGUCCUCUUGCUUCAAAUGCCCGUUAAAUACAUGUCAGUGGAUACAUGCCAAGCAACUGUUUAAAGCCACCUUAAAGCAGCACUGUCUAAUGGCUAUUUAGCUGAAUCUCAUUUCUAGAACUGCUCUUGGAAACUUCUAGAAUCCCAUACAUGUUCCCUGUGUAUAUCCAUAGCUGAUAGCUUGGUUUCCACACUUCAGAUCUGUUGUGAAUUUUGUUAGUAAAUUAAUCCAGAUCAUGGUUACACUGAGCUUGAGGGCUCAAGUACUCUACUGCAGACCCAAGGCCUAAUUUCUAUACCUCUAAAUUGGCAGUUUAAAGGUGCUCAUGCUUUGCCAACUAUGCCUCCUUGGCAUAAGCAAAUUUAACUGGCUCUGCUGCUUUCUAGUCUGGAAGUAAAUAUUCUUAGUUUCUCCACUGAAGUGUUUAUUGCAACAAAGAUUCUAGACACUAGCUGUAUAAGUUAUAGCACUUUAAUAUAAAAAAUAAUUUUUUUUUUUUUUUUUAUUAUAAAGGAAAAUGAGGAAGAGGAUGUUGGUAACCUGCAGCUGGCUUGGGAAAUGCUGGACCUGUCAAAGAUAAUCUUUAGAAGGUAACUCGAAAAUUAAUGUGCCUUAUCUUGCACAUACCAAUGCUCUUUUGAAGGCAAGGUGUUGCAGUGGUUUCAAUUACAAAAAAGUGAAAUGGGUCUUAUUGCAUUGAAUGCAUAUGUACAUGGUUCUCAAAUUGCUCAAUCCUCUUAAGGACUGCAAAGCAGUAUUCUUGGCACGCACUUCCCCCUGCCUCCCCCACUGCAGUAAAUGGUUUAACAAAAAACAACAAAACUUUUACUUGCCCUAUACCAUCUCAAUGCUCCAACCCUUCCUAAGACUAGCAGGUGCCAAUGAGAAAGCACAGCAAAUGCUGCGUGCAUUGAAUGCUUUCCUAUGGGGUAAAAUCUGACAACAGGUCCUCAUGCAGAGCAUGAGGACCUCCAGCGUCCGACACCAGACCAAAGGUCCAUUCAAUCCAGGAAGUGCGUCCAGUGGCUGUCUGGUAAGACAGUCUCAGAGCUGCAAUUUAAACAAUGCAAUUACUCUAAUACUGCAAUGUUUUACAUUGCAGCACAAAGUCUUAUAGGGACAGUGCAUCCAAAUCAAUAGUUGGCUGAAGUGGUAUGGAGGCCUAUCAUGUCACUUUAAGAAUCAGUCUGGUCCUUUAAAGGCUUGGUGUAUAGUGUCCGAUCUGUCUUGCAUUUGCAACUCAAUCAAACCCACUCAUUAAAUGAGUGGAGCAUUGUAUUUCGAUGCAUGCCCUUCAAAGGCUGCUGUGCUACAACUUAUUAGCUGCACAAAGCAGCUCUCCCCUUCUUUGGUCUCUGCAUAUCUUGCAAAGACCACUGGUGACCGUUCUGCUUUGUGCAGUAGCCUGGAAGUGCAGGGGGAAGAUGGUAACUUACCAUUACUCAACCAGCAUGAUCAUGGCAUUAAAAGUCAAAAUGUGGCAAACUGUCAUUGUAUCUGCAGAUUGAUAGCUAUAGAAGCUACACUUCUGACCAUUUAUCUAUAAAUUCUCACUUCUAACAGGAAAGAAACUAAAGAAGCUCAGUUAAAAGCCGCACAAGCACAUCUGAAACUCGGAGAAGUUAGUGUUGAGUCAGGUAAGUGUAUGUAUAGUAUACUUUAAUGGCAUCAGUUAGUGGGCCCAGAAGAACCUAGGUGUGUCAUACUAUCUUGCUAAGACUUUUACAUCACAAUAUUCUGCUGUAUCUAGAAAACUACUCCCAGGCAGUAGAAGACUUCUUGGCCUGUCUGACGAUACAGCAAGAGCACCUUGAAGCUCAUGACCGCCUCCUUGCAGAAACUCACUACCAGCUAGGUUUGGCUUAUCAGUACAACUGCAAACAUGAGGAUGCAAUAUCACACUUCAAUAAAUCAAUCAAUGUCAUUGCAGGAAGAAUAAGUAAGUACUAUGUUACUCAAACAGUAUUUUCUGACCCAUGUAGCUAUGAUUGCCUUUGUUUCUAGUUAAUAAGAGACUAACAAUGUGUCUGAAACUGUCUUGCGUGGCAUAUAAGUGAUCAAGAAUUUAAUCAUCCUUUGUAUAUAGUAUGCAUAGUACUAGACCAACUGAAUACAAACUCCUACUUGCAUUGCUGUCGUGCAGUCUAGAAAUGUCAAAUUAACAUGAGAAACUAGUUUGUGCUGUGACUGACAAUCUCAGGAUACUCUCGUGGAAAAUUCAAACAUGUCACUGCUGUCUUUAAGCCUUACAAACCACAAACAGCCUUUUAAAAAAACUUGGUUAACUUCAAGCUCUAUUUAUUCCACUAGCUGUGCUCUCAGGGAAAAUGGAAGCAGCCACAGAGCCAGAUGCUGAAAUUCAGAAAGAAAUUGAAGAGUUGAAAAACCUGCUCCCUGAUAUCAAAGAAAAGAUUGAAGACUCAAAGGAAGCUCAGAAAACUGCUAUAGCAACAGAAAUUGCCCUUAAAGAGACACUGGUCAGUAAUGGUUCAUCACUGCCCAAAAAAAGUCACUGGGAGCCCCUCUCUCUUUAAAAAGUAACAAUUAUUCAUUCUUUCCUCUAGGCUGGAGGUUCUUCAGGAUUUUCUUCUAAAGAGAAUGGAAGCACUUCAGUACGUUCAUAACUUACUACUUUGAUUGGGGCAGGGGGGGAUGUUAGCAGGGGGAGAAAACACACCAGCAACUUGUAGUUCAUAGACCUGUAAAAAUCCAUGGGUAUUCUUGCCUGUUGGUAAUGGUUUUGCUAAUGCUACAAGUGUGGCUCUUGUAAUUGUGUAACUAUAUUAAAAGUACUAGAAUUUCUUUUGUAUAUUUGAUUACUCUUCCCUUUUUCAGACCUCCACGGACAAAAAUAGCGGUGACUGCACUGUACCUGUUCAAAACUGUGUGUCUGAUAUUUCUCAUCUUGUGAGGAAAAAGGUACCUGUAAAUUGUAAACCUUCUCCCUGCUUCUACAUUUUAAAAAAAUUAGUAAAGGCCACUAAGGCAGUGAUUAAAUUGGUAAUAUAAUACCUUAACUUGUGGCUUUGUCCUCAAGAGAAAACCUGAAGAGGAAAGUCCACUAAAAGACAGUGAAGCAAAGAAAGCUAAACCAGAUCUGGUUGAAAAUGGAGAUGGGAGUGAAGAUGCAGUAGUACCUACAAAUGAAGAAGCAGAGAAAGCUGAAGAGGUAGGAUUCUACAGGUUACCUGUCUACUCAGGUCCUGGAAAAUCAUUGGUGGGUUCAAGUCUGCAGCAAACUAAAUUGUCUUGGGUUGUUGGAAACAUGCCUUUAAAACUGGAGAGCUGACAAGGUGCAUUUCAUUGUCAAAAUGACUUUACUAUGUAGACCACAUUUUGUCUUAAAUAUGGUGGUCUAGCUGCCAUUAAUUUCAGUUUAGUAAAUAGACCUUGGCAUGUACCUGUGGUAGCAUUCCUUUUGACUCUUCAGCGUAAGGUCCAAGACCACUUUCCCUAAAGGGUGAGAAUCCUGCUUAAUAGCAUUAUCCUGAAAUGUUUAACCAGUUAAUCAGAUUCCUUACAGUUCAGCUGUGGAGUCCUAAUCUGCAAAAACUAGACCAGGCCUACUUAAUGGUGACUAGCAAGUAACUGGUCAUCUGAUAAAUCUCCUCGCAUUCUCUGCUUCACAAAGGUGUUAAUUGUUAUAGGUUAGCCUGUAUCUGACCUAACCUGAAUGGGUUGCACUCCUUAACCUUAAGAACCUUAUUUCCACUACAGGCUGGACAGAUACCCAUGGAAACAGCAGCUGUGGAGAGUUCUGCAUGACCAAUUCACUUGAUCACUGUUUUUUGUAUAUAAAUGUAUUUUCUGAAUUUUUGUUGCGUCCUUUUUGUAAAAGAAAAAUAAAGAUGAGAUUUAAAAAUUGUGGC